AUGCGUGUAAAAGAUUCAAUGAAGGAAAGUUCUCUUUCCUAUCUCAUUACAAGAAAUUUGAAGUGUCUUGAGAAUACUGCGAGAAAGGUUUUCGAAAAAGCAAUAGAACUACGAGAAAAGGAUUUAUCGGAAGGAUUAAGUUACGAAAGAACGGUGGAAUGGCUAAAGGGACAAAAAUCUGAUGUUGAGAAACAAGCAAAUGAUUUGGAGAUAGAGUGGAAAGAAUUGCUACGCCCAGCAAAUGAUGAUGAAUGGCAGAAUAACGUUGCAUCAUAUGAAGAUUGUUUGUAUGAGGGAUACUGUCUGUUUGACAAAGGAAAUAAGCUUUAUUGUGAAAGAGCUUCACUCCUUAUGAAACUAAAUCGAAUAAGUAAAACAAUCAUAGAAGUUAAAAUGAAAUAUGAAAAAGCAGAUCAUGAACCACCAAUAGCAGAGGAGCAAAAGAGUCCAGAAGAUUUAAUUAAGAUAAUCACGACCAGUAAACCACCGACUUUAAAAUCGGUAGAAUUUGAUGGCGACCCGAGAAUGUGGGGCCAGUUUAUCAGCGAGUUUGAAGAAUCAAUUCACAACGGAUUUAACGUCCACACGAAAAUUCAUGCAUCUGUUAAGCAGUUUGAAAGGAGAAGCAAGAGAACAAAUAAGUGA
Messenger RNA from Loa loa (African eye worm), 645 nucleotides. RefSeq lists its product as hypothetical. The record is from RefSeq and is a predicted model, not a curated record. Bases 1 to 645 code for a protein of 214 amino acids. NCBI's taxonomy places the organism in Eukaryota, Metazoa, Nematoda, Chromadorea, Rhabditida, Onchocercidae. The transcript has 2 exons.